This is a messenger RNA of Paramecium tetraurelia, 345 nucleotides long. RefSeq lists its product as uncharacterized. The transcript has a single exon. NCBI's taxonomy places the organism in Eukaryota, Ciliophora, Oligohymenophorea, Peniculida, Parameciidae. The record is from RefSeq and is a predicted model, not a curated record.
AUGACUACCCUCAAUGUUUAGAUUAACCUGAAUCAGUUCCAACUGAUAUUACAGAAGGAGGAAGAAAAGAAACAAUAGCAAUAUUCUUUGUAAAGGAAAGAAUAUCCGAAAGGGCCAAUCAAUCUAUAUGAAUCAAGAUUUGAGAAAGUUUCGUUGUCAAACCAAAAGAUCAACGAAGUGAUAGGCUGGAUGUUGAUAAUAGCUGUAAUUUUGAUGAUACUUGUAUUGCCAAUCUCCAUAAUAUAAAAUUCUAUUAUUGGAUUCGCAAUUCCACUACUGUCAGUUACAACAUUCUUCAUCGUAUACAUAAAUUGGAUUUCGAUGAAGUUUUUUAUAAAUUCUUGA